AUGAGCCUGGUGCCGCCGCUGUCGCUUUUACGAAGGGGCAACGGUCGUCUUUCCAUUGCAGGCGCCCGUUCCCUGGUCCUUUCCAAUCCCAGGAACUCGAUUCUAGAUGCAAUUCCCGCAAAAAGACCUUCCUUGUUAUCCACUCCCGCGUCCAAAAGACGCCAAAGUCUGAUGGGAACCGGGUCUGGAACUGGUUCUGGAACUAAUUUGGCUUCGGAUUCUCGCCUCGAUCCUCGUCCGCUUCGUGACCGUAAUUACCAGGCUUUGCUCCAACACGAAAUCCACGACUUUUUGCUGGCCAACAAAUUCGAGUUGGAAUCAAAUCAUCCACUCACCACAAAAACCCUUCGUCAACCCACCCAGAAAGAUUUUGUGGUGAUCUUCCAGUUCUUGUAUAACAAGCUCGAUCCAUGCUACCGCUUCACACGAAGCAUUGAAACAGAGGUGUUUCUGCUCCUAAAAAUCCUCAAUUAUCCAUACUUGGACACCAUCAACCGGUCACAGAUCUCGGCCGUUGGAGGUCAGAAUUGGCCCGCGUUCCUCGGCGUGCUCUACUGGCUCGUCAAGAUCAUCCUCUUGUCGCUGGGCGUCAAUCCCGACCUGUACCUAACUGCUGACGACGAGUUUGACAAAAUCUACAUCUCGUAUAUGCGCUCAGCGUACCUGGCUUACAUCGAUGGCGUGGACGACUACUCCCAGCAGUACGCCGAGCUCGAAGCAAAGUUCCACCAACUCAACGACCGCACUUCGCAGGAUAUAGAUCGCAUCACUGCAGAAAACUCCUCACUUGCCCUGCGGUAUUCCGAGCUCCAGGGCCAAUUGUCGGCCGUAGACAACGCCGUGCACAAGGGCCGGGCGCUCGAGAGCGAUUUGAUCAAGUUCAAGGCAUACAUAGAGAUGAUGGAGUCUCGGAAAUCAAAAUGGAGCGACGUUCUUGACAAGAUAAGACGAGAAAUCGAUACUUGCGAUAAAGAGCGUGCUCAGCUAGAAACGUCCAAGCGCGAGAUAGAAGCCUCGAUUACAGAACGUGGUUUCCUGAUCUCCGAUAUUGACCGUCUCAACAGCGAGCGUGACAAGUUAUCGAAACAGGUUGAUUUGGUGGCUGCGAGAGCCCAAGAAACCGCCAAUCUAGUCAGUACUCGCGAAAUUGAGCUCACGAAACACCACGAGAGUCUCAGUAACCUUCUUGUACUGUAUAACGCCAUGGUGUUCCGCAUGCCACCAACCGAGCACGAGUUUGAUAUCGCCGUGGUGCCCAAUAUCUUGACCAGCGCCGAACCAUUGAAACCAGAACAAAUCGUUGACAAAGACCUCAAGGCCGAAAAAGCAAGUCUCGUUGAAUUCAGGCUGAAUAUCAGCACCCGUAUACAUCAAUAUCAAGACGAACUCAGUCGACUACAGGAUCAGAUAGAUGUGCUAUCUGAAACGGUCAGAGAGCAGACGGAAAGUGCCGAUAACUUGCAAGCCAAGCUCACAGCCAGCAAGGCUACAUACAAAGCAACGUACGAUUCUAUAACUGCCGAGUCUAUGGCAUAUUCUGAGCAGAUUGAACGACUCGAGAGAGAUCUUCGAGCAAUGAAAAUUAAUACCAAUCGAGGCAUCAUCGAGGCAGAAAACCGAUACCAAGGCGUGCAAAUGGAAUACGAAGAAGUGAAGCAUAGUAUUAAGAAGGACCGCAAGCUUCUACUUGAUAAUGUGGAGCGAAUAAUCAAUUCGAUCAUCAAGUUCAAACUUCAUUUUCAACUGUCGUUGCACGAAUUGGACUUGAAGACCAUGGAAGAGUUGGAAAAGGAGCAAGCUAAGCAGUAA
Molecule: messenger RNA, 1809 nt
Organism: Meyerozyma guilliermondii ATCC 6260
Lineage: Eukaryota; Fungi; Ascomycota; Pichiomycetes; Serinales; Debaryomycetaceae
Product: kinetochore-associated Ndc80 complex subunit
Exons: 1
Coding region: 1-1809 (602 amino acids)
Biological process (GO): attachment of mitotic spindle microtubules to kinetochore
Cellular component (GO): Ndc80 complex
Source: RefSeq, a predicted model, not a curated record